Sebastes umbrosus (honeycomb rockfish) is the source of this 2738-nucleotide messenger RNA. It is a transcript of the gene tmem121ab, whose product is annotated as transmembrane protein 121Ab. Lineage: Eukaryota; Metazoa; Chordata; Actinopteri; Perciformes; Sebastidae. The record is from RefSeq and is a predicted model, not a curated record. Bases 619 to 1557 code for a protein of 312 amino acids. The transcript has a single exon.
CACCGUCUGCAGGAGUAUCCAAAGAGGAAUUCCUCGCGCAUGCUGAGCUGCGGCACGGGCACGCAUACAACUCCUGCUUCCUACACGGCAUCAUACAAAAAUAAACACCUCCAUAAACAUUGGUUCACUGCAGCACCGUGUCCCGCAAUCCCAUCACAUGUUCAAUAGACGGAGCCUGCUCUCACAGUAUCCUCCGUUUGACUGUGUGUGGAUUACUAUCAGUCAUGGUGUGUCAGCUGUAGAGCCGUUGGUUGUAGCUGCUGCUCAGGGGCAGAGGCGGAUCAAUGGAAGUGCGUUGAGUAACGAGGUGAUGUUCCUGUUUUCACAUGGUCUGAGAGCAAUCAGCAGCCUUCACGCACUGCUCUGCUUCUACAUUGCAAUAACCGUCCUCCUCUACGGACUAUUAAUGCAGUGACUUAUAGUAUUAUUCUAAUAUUAGACACACUAGCUGGACAUUUGCUCCUGUGCACGCCACAGCUGUCAGAGCACCUUAAAUACUAUUUUUCUCUCUCCGACCGUAAAGGUUUGGAGUGGACACAGUGCCGUGUUUACCUUCUGGACUAUUUUUUGCUUCUGAAAGCUGGGGACUGAGAGUGAGAGCCUGCAGGUGCCCUCGCCAUGGUGUUGCCGCCCCCAGACAAACGUCACGUGUGCCUGACCACCAUCGUCAUCAUGACCAGCAUGGCCUUCAUGGACGCCUACCUGGUGGAGCAGAACCAGGGUCCCAGGAAGAUUGGGGUGUGUAUUAUAGUGCUGGUGGGGGAUGUUUGCUUCCUCAUAGUGCUGCGAUACGUGGCGGUGUGGGUCGGUGCCGAGGUGCGCACCGCACGACGAGGAUACGCCAUGAUCCUCUGGUUUCUGUACAUCUUUGUCCUGGAGAUCAAGCUCUACUUUGUCUUCCAGAAUUGCAAGGCAGACAAAAAGAGUUUGGAGACGGUGGCCCGGAAGGCUUUGACGUUAUUAUUAUCCGUCUGUGUGCCGGGUUUGUACUUGGUUCUAGUGGCUCUGGAUAGUAUGGAAUAUGUGAGAACUUUCCGGAAGAAGGAGGACAUGAGGAGCCGUCUCUUCUGGGUGGCUCUGGACCUGCUGGACCUGCUGGAUAUCCAAGCCAACCUGUGGGAGCCCCAGCGGACAGGCCUGCCCAUCUGGGCCGAGGGCCUGAUGUUCUUCUACUGCUACAUCCUGCUGCUCAUCCUGCCCUGCGUGUCGCUCAGCGAAAUCAGCAUGCAGGGCGAGCACAUGUCGCCCCAGAAGAUGAUGCUGUACCCGGUUCUGAGCCUGGUCACCAUAAACGUGGUCACCAUCCUCAUACGAGGCGUGAACAUGGUGCUGUUUCAGGACAGCCGCGUUUCCACCAUCUUUGUCGGAAAGAACGUGGUGGCCAUCGCCACGAAGGCGUCCACUUUCCUGGAGUACCGCAGACAGGUGAAGGAGUUCCCCCACCCGCAGAACGCCAUGGCGCUGGAGCUGCAGCAGAACAGCCACACGCAGCCGCUGCCCAACGCCACCAGUUUGCCACAUGAACCUUCGCCGGCGCAGGACGUCAUCGACACAUGACCGCCAGCGACGGACUGAGCACCAUUAGAAACUGACUGCUUUUUAUGAAAGCUCUAGGAGUGGAGGUAGAUAGAGAAAUCAGCUGCAUGACAGGAUAAUAUUCUGCUCUUGUCAAGCCCACACGAACUGCUGUGAAACCAUAAAAGAGAUUUUCAGCAUCACCUGCCUGUCAGAACAUAUUGUAAACCUACACUUGACUCUGAGUGCAGCGUGCAGACUUUGAAAUCAAAGGUUUUUAUCGUGCUAUUGUGUUUUUAAUUGUUUCAAAUGUUUUAAAAGUUCAAACUUUUAUUAGAGACAAUCUCCACAACGCGCAGCCCAGUGACAUUAUGUUGUGUAAAAUGGACAGUUGGUCCCCGCUCGGUGAGUAUCUUGUGUUUUUUAAAGGUCACUUUUUCAACAGUGCAUUUGUGGCAUUUCCUGUGAAAUCCAGCACCAAAGGACGUACCACUCAGCGUGAAGCACUGACAGGAGAGGAGGAGAGGAGGAGCGGAGAGCGACAAGGGUCAGUCAUGGGGGGCUAUCUGUGCUGUGCUAGAGCAAGGUUGGUGGCAGACGAAUGCUUUUCCUUCUGUUUGGUUCUGCUGAGAAAUGAGCUCUGUGGAAGCUGCUGCCUCGGUCAGUGUGACGCUUUACGACCAAAGGUCUGAUUAAAGCACCAGAGCUCAGCACUAUACCAUCCACUGCAGGCAUCCAAGCGUGUGUUUUACUGUGUGUGUAUGUGUGCGUGUGUCUAUGUGCACGCACACUAAUCUGUAGAGUAUGUGUGCCUGCAAGCGUAUACGUGAUCACCACAGGAGGUUUGGGUUACUUCAAAUUGUUUUGGAACAGAUGUGAAUGGUUGAUGUGUGUGAUGAAUUGCAAAUGAGACAAAAUAUGUAGUGAUGUCAGAAAAAAAAAACUAAUACGAUGGGGGUAAGAUGCUUUUUGUUUCCUGUACUGUACAUUCCUCGAAAACUAGCUGAAGCCUUGAAGUCACAGAAUACAGAGAGUCCAGAGAGCGCCUCACUGAAGAAUUGACAAAAGAUAAAGCAUAAAUACUAAAACAUACAAACAGAAAAUACUUUUUUUCUGAUGUUCUUCAGUUUAUUAUUAUUAUUAUGAUUAUUAUUAUUAUUAUUAUUAUGUAUAUUCUUUACUUGUUGGAGGCCAAUGAUGUUUUAAUAAAAGUAUGAAUAAAA